Messenger RNA from Closterium sp. Naga37s-1, 2379 nucleotides. Lineage: Eukaryota; Viridiplantae; Streptophyta; Zygnematophyceae; Desmidiales; Closteriaceae. The record is from the annotation of a GenBank genome assembly.
AUGUCAGAAGGGAAAACAGACACGCUACAGGGACAGCCAAAGGCUGUGACUGCUGAAGCUGUUGAGACGCCUUUUGCUGUUGCUGCUGAAGCUGUGCUCUUGGCAGGCGCUCCUGUACCGGAUGCCCUUAUAACGGAUGCUCCUAUGACGGAUGUUCUUGUAACGGAUGCUCCUGUCACGGAUGCUCUUAUAUUGGAUGCUCUUGUAUCAGAUGCUCCAGUAACAGAUGCUCUUGAAACGGAUCCUUCUAUAGAUGAACCUGGAUCAGUUCCGAAUGAAGGGGCCACUGGGGGAGCCACCGGGGGAAGCACUUGGGGUGUUACCAAGGAGGGCGUUACUGGGGGAGGCGAUAUGCUGCUACAGUCUACAGAUGAUGAGGAGACAGAGGAUGAGUGCAGCAUAGAAGAAGGUUCCUUUAAUGCAGAGGGAAUGGAGAAAGACGGGCUUGAAUUUGGCUGCAGAGAGCAAGGCGAGGCCGUGCAUGCUAGCAGGGAGCAAGGCGAGAUCAGGUCAGCAGCAGAGGUUGGGGCUACAGGCACGGAUGUGAAGCGAGAGGCAGAGGAGGAAGAGGGAAGUGCAGAGGAGGAAGAAGCAGCAGCAUACCUGUCGCCGCAGUUUCCGGGCGAGCAUGUUGCGUUCGUGCCGCCGCCGAGCCUCGCGCCGAGCCUCGUGCACAAGCAGUUCUUUCCGAACCUGCAGAACCCGAUCCUGUGCCCGGUUCGGAUUUUGGAUGAGGAGGCUCGGAUGCGCCCGCCCGGAGCUGCGCCGAGCCUGUUUCUGUCGGCGAAGUUUUCUCGUGUGCCUUCUUUCGGGCCCCUGAACAGCUACGCCCGCCACCCCAUGGGGCGAACCAACCUGGCUCGCUCCGCCUCUAAUCCUUGCCCCUUCUCCCCCUCUUCCCUCCCCACCUUCUUUUCCCCAAAUAACACCUGCACCAGCUACGCCCGCCACCCCAUGGGCCGAACCAACCUGGCUCGCUCUGCCGCCCACCUGGCAGAUGCUGCCGGGCUGACCCACGUGGGCAGGAGAUUCUUCAGGGGGGGGGGAGGGGGGGAAGAAGGGGAAGAGGGGGAUGAGGUCGGGCAAGGGAAGGAGGAGGGGAGGUAUGGGGGAGGGGAUGGCGGAGGAGGGGUGGAGGCGAGAGGGGAGAUGGCGGGGGAAGGGGAGUUGCAGCAGCUGGUGGGAGGUCAGGUUGGGAACCAGGUGGGGAAACAGAGCCAGGUGAAUCAACAGAUUCAGGCGAAUUCUCAGGUGCCGUUGAACCAGUCUCAGGGGGAAGGAGGUGUCAUGGGGGGACCGAUGGGGGAGACAUUGGGGGGAACUAUGGGGGAAGGGAUGGGGGGAGGUGCAGGAGAAGAGAUGUGGGGAGGGACCGCUGUUGCUACAACCACUCAAUUGCAGGGGCAGAAAAACGGGCAGAUAAAAGCACAUGGGUCUGCACAGGAGAAGACCCUUGGGAAUCGGAACAGUAGAAAGAAGCUGCACAAGGUGCAGAAGGUGCAAAGUCAAGGAGACGUUUUUGACUCGACUCAAAAACAGAGUCAAGGAGACGAGGAGAAUGAGAUACAGAAUCAAAUCCGGACUUCUCAGUUGCUGCAGCAGCUGCAGGGGUAUCAGACGGAGUAUAUCCAGCUACAGUCGCAGUUGCAGCAGCUACAGUUGCGCAUGGGGCAGAUACAGACACAGCUCGCCGCCCGGGGGGUGGACGUGUCUGUGGAUGGCAGAAAUAUCUUUCCAACUGCUGGCCCUGGUGCUUCCGUUGCUGCUGCUGGUGUGAUGGGUGCUUCUGGUGUGAUGGGUGGUGGUGGUGUGAUGGGUGCUAGUCGUGUGAUGGGUGGUUCUAUGGGUGGGGUCAUGGGUGGGGUUAUGGGGGGUGGUAUGGGAGGGGUUAUGGGGGCACAGGGAAUGGCAGGGAUGCGAGCAGGGGUGAUGGGAGCAGGAGGAGGGGCAGGAGCGGGACAUAUGGGGGUUAUGGGGGCAGGCGGAAUGGGAGGGGCAGGGGGGGGAGUAUUGAGAGGGGGAGUGAUGGGAGGGGGAGUGAUGGGCGGAGGAGUAAUGGGCAGGGCAGGCGCAGGGGUUAUGGGGGCAGCAAGAACGGGAGGGACAGGGGCAAGGGUAAUGGGGGCGGAAGGAAUGGGAGGGUCAGCGGCAAGAGUAAUGGGGGCGGAGGGAAUGGGAAGGGUAAUGGGGGGAACAGGAAUAUUGAUUCACCCUGGUGUGACUGUAAGUGGAGGAGGGGGCGCGUUGCUUCCCCACAGUGUGCUUGUAACGGGGGUGAAUGCCCCCCCUUAUAACGCACACCUGUCUCCGGUUCAGCAGAUGCGGCAGGAGCAGAGGUGGAAGGAGAGACAGAAGAAGCAGCAGAAUGCGGACGAGUGA